Herpailurus yagouaroundi (jaguarundi) is the source of this 1520-nucleotide messenger RNA. It is a transcript of the gene PDLIM1, whose product is annotated as PDZ and LIM domain 1. The transcript has 9 exons. The record is from RefSeq and is a predicted model, not a curated record. Lineage: Eukaryota; Metazoa; Chordata; Mammalia; Carnivora; Felidae. Gene Ontology annotation, biological process: actin cytoskeleton organization; muscle structure development; heart development. Gene Ontology annotation, cellular component: filamentous actin; stress fiber; Z disc. Gene Ontology annotation, molecular function: actin binding; muscle alpha-actinin binding. The coding region runs from base 9 to 1190 and encodes 393 amino acids.
GCUCCGCCAUGACCAGCCAGCAGAUAGUCCUCCAGGGCCCGGGACCAUGGGGCUUCCGCCUCGUGGGGGGCAAGGACUUCGAGCAACCCCUGACCAUUUCCCGGGUCACUCCCGGAAGCAAGGCUGCGAUGGCUAACCUGUGCAUCGGAGAUGUAAUCACAGCCAUCGAUGGGGAAAACACCAGCAGUCUGACACACUUGGAAGCUCAGAACAAAAUCAAGGGCUGCGCAGACAACAUGACUCUCACGGUCACCAGAUCUGAACAAAAAAUCUGGUCUCCCCUGGUGACAGAGGAAGGGAAACGUCAUCCGUACAAGAUGAAUUUAGCCUCUGAACCCCAAGAGGUCCCACACAUAGGGAGUGCCCACAACCGGAGUGCCGUGCCCUUUACCGCCUCACCGGCCACCAGCUCUGCCCCCAGGGUCAUCACAAACCAGUACAACAAUCCAGCUGGCCUCUAUUCCUCUGAAAACAUCUCCAACUUCAACAACGCCUUGGAGUCCAAGACAGCAGCCAGCGGGCAAGAGACAAAUGGCAGAGCCUCAGACCAUUCUCAUAGGUGUGUAGUAAUAUCUCAUUCUGCUUUUAAUUUGCACUUUCCUCAUGCAAAGGAUGUCAGACAUCUUUUCAUGGGCUUAUUUGCCAUCAGUAUACUCUCCAGUCCUUUUUUCAAUAUCCAGUUUCAGAUCCCGCCCUAUUUCUCAGCCUUAGUUGCUUUUUUCCAGAAGCUGCCAUCCUCUAGGGAAGAGGGACAGAGGGCUGCUGGUUGGGCCCAGCCUGGCUCCAGGAGUCCUCCCAUCCCAGAGCCCAUGACUCUGAAAGAACUAAAUGAAACUUCUGCAGUCCCACCCUUCCUGGCCAACCCAAGUGUUUUCCUCCUUGUAGGGGACCCCAACAAGCCCUCAGGUUUCAGAAGUGUUAAGGCUCCGGUCACCAAAGUGGCUGCAUCUAUUGGAAACGCUCAGAAGUUGCCCAUGUGUGACAAAUGCGGCACCGGCAUCGUCGGUGUGUUUGUGAAGCUGCGGGACCGUCACCGCCACCCUGAGUGCUACGUGUGCACUGACUGUGGCACCAACCUGAAACAGAAGGGCCACUUCUUCGUGGAGGAUCAGAUCUACUGUGAAAAGCACGCCCGGGAGCGGGUCACACCCCCUGAGGGCUACGACGUGGUCACCGUGUUCCCCAAGUGAACCGGCAGCCCUGCACCUGUCGCGACUUGUCCUCUCGCUGCCCUGGCCCUCUCCUCCCCUCCGAGGUCUCGCCAACUUCGGUUUUAUCCCUGCUCCUUAAACACCACGUCUGCCUGCCUCUGCUAACUGACUCGCUGGCCCUGUGACACCUGCUUGUACGAUUAACAGGAGGUUGUUUCGUUCCGUGGCCCCCUUGCCAGCAUCCCGGGGUCUUCUCUUCGCCUCAGUUCAUCUCUGCCGCAAAUGGACAUCAGCCAAAUUGGAACCAAACCAAAUUUAAUCUGUGUGACGUUGAUUUUGUUUUUACUCAAUAAAUUUAUAGACACCGAG